AUGUGGUAUCCUGAUAAUUUUACAUUUGUUCCUGGUGAAACACCAUUAACAUCGAUUCAAUUUCUAGUAUUUAUUCCAAUUGUUCAUUUUAUCAUCACACGUAUUUUAGAAAUCUAUAUGUCUAAUCGUAUUAAGCCAGUCAAUGUGCGUCAUAUUCAACGUUACAAUAAUUUGUUAAUUGGUAUAUAUUCAGCAAUAACUUUUGUACUUAUAAAUAUUUUAGCGUAUCGAGAUGGUCGAUUCUCUUCUUGGAAUCAAUUAGUAUGUCAUCGACCUACUCCUACAGGUGUUUAUGCUCUUCUCUGGUAUAUUUUUUAUUUAAGUAAACUAUGGGAAUUUAUAGAUGUUUACUUAGUGAUAUUAAAUAAAACACCAGUACUUAUGCAUUUCCGUUGGCAUCAUCAAACUACACCAUCAGUCGUAUUAGCUGGUUUACUUGGUGAUGUCUCAUAUGAAUAUCCAACAAUUGUUUCUAAUACACUUUUACAUACAUUUAUGUAUCCACAUUUUGCGGGAAUAUGGAAUGUUCAUCGACUUUUGGUUAUACUCGGUGCAUGGCAAUUAGUCGUUGGUCUUGGGUUUAGUGUCUAUAGUUUAAUAGUUGGUUGUAAUGGUUCACUUUAUGCUCAAAUAUGGGGUUUAUUGAUGUAUAUUACGUAUGCAAUAGGUUAUCUUAAUGAACAUUUUCAUCUAAUCGAUCGUCUUAGACUUUUAUUUUCGACUUCUUAUCGUACUUCGAAAAUAUCUUAA
Adineta steineri is the source of this 750-nucleotide messenger RNA. Lineage: Eukaryota; Metazoa; Rotifera; Eurotatoria; Adinetida; Adinetidae. The record is from the annotation of a GenBank genome assembly.